ACUUUCCAGGUUGAGGCCGCGUCCUCUGAACAAGUCCCGUUCGUCCUGAUUGCCGCUGUGUGUUACAGGAACGAGUCGACACCGGUUAGAAUCCGCCUCUUCACUGGCCGAGGUGUUGAAUUCCCCCCUCAUUACAAGGCAACCUAUAACGGUUCCGACUGGGAGAUUGGCGCCGUUGGUCACACACACUUUAUGCUCUAUGUGCAGAGCAAUAUCCAGGUCACCAAGAUCACGCCGCACACGCGCAACAUCAUCGCUGGUCGCGUUCCUGGCACGCAUGAGCAUGUGGUGGGAGACGAGAAAAGGCACAGAUUACCCAGGAAUGAAGAGGACCACUUGGUGGUUGCUAAGCGCCGCAGGGCUGAGUGA
Molecule: messenger RNA, 369 nt
Organism: Colletotrichum paranaense
Lineage: Eukaryota; Fungi; Ascomycota; Sordariomycetes; Glomerellales; Glomerellaceae
Exons: 1
Source: RefSeq, a predicted model, not a curated record